CUUACGGCAAUGUAUAAAGGGCAGUAACAUAUCAACCCAGUCAGAACCCUACAAAACUUCGGACAUGUUACGACUACUCGCUAUCAUCGUUUGUGUGGCCCUGGCACAGGGAGCGCCAAACAGACACUGUCCAGAUGUGCUCGCUAAGGCUGGGCUCACCACCAAAUACAACGAAACAAUCGCCCACGCUGUCCACUCAAUGACAGUGGAAGCUCUGAAACUCUUUAACCCUAGGGCCACUUCAAACAACAAAGUACCCACCGUCAACCAGGAUCUCAACCAGAGCCAGAAAGUUCUACCAUACGCCCCAGAGGCCCACACCGGAAAUGGGUUCUCCACCAUGACAAUGAACAUAAUUGACGGUAUAUUGUCCACCAUCGGUCACUCCAAUGAUGGACUGGGUCCAAACUGGUCACCAAUUGAACGUGUGGCUCACGUAUUCCACAUGUGGGACUUGUGGCACAAGAUAUACAGCACAGCAUGGCAAGACAUUCAGGCUGACACGCCCUCCCAGGCCACAUGCGACUGUGUCCUUGACGUAGACAAUAAUGGGGUCAAGGCCGCUGUCCAGUGGGUGGCUGACCACUAUGAGAGUGGAACACCCAUCACUCUCCUGAACCGUCCAAUCCCUAAAUUGACUGACGCUCAGACAUGGGGUGUCUGGAAGGAUCGCCUGCUUCACUACUACACACCGGCUGCUCUGAAGGACGCCGCCAUCUAUCUCUACUGUGAAACCCAGCACAUGUAAUGCACGCGCGUGAUGAAUGCAUGUACUAUCGAGAUGAAUGUUGGUGUAAAAGAUGAGUCCGUGUCGAGCAUCAAACAUGAUACAUUUUAUGAAUAAAUUCUAUCAAAUUUAUGAAAAAA
Pecten maximus is the source of this 867-nucleotide messenger RNA. RefSeq lists its product as uncharacterized. Bases 65 to 748 code for a protein of 227 amino acids. NCBI's taxonomy places the organism in Eukaryota, Metazoa, Mollusca, Bivalvia, Pectinida, Pectinidae. The transcript has 3 exons. The record is from RefSeq and is a predicted model, not a curated record.